Messenger RNA from Indicator indicator, 2772 nucleotides. It is a transcript of the gene ENPP2, whose product is annotated as ectonucleotide pyrophosphatase/phosphodiesterase 2. Gene Ontology annotation, biological process: phosphatidylcholine catabolic process; immune response. Lineage: Eukaryota; Metazoa; Chordata; Aves; Piciformes; Indicatoridae. Bases 1 to 2772 code for a protein of 923 amino acids. The transcript is spliced from 25 exons. The record is from RefSeq and is a predicted model, not a curated record. Gene Ontology annotation, molecular function: phosphatidylcholine lysophospholipase A1 activity; phosphodiesterase I activity; calcium ion binding.
AUGGAGCCAUUGUCCUGCCAGGGCAGCUGGCACCCUGACUUCAGCCCCACUGCAUUGGGAUCCCAGGCCCAGGGUGGCCAGGCAGCCCUCUGGGAGCCAGCCCAGGGCCAAGGCACUCUGAGACCUCCCCAGGCAAGCACAUCUACUGGGAGCUGCUGCUGGGACGAGGCUGAAGCAAAGUUUCCACAUCAGGCUUCAGACAUGGAGAAAAAAACCCCACUGGUUAUAUCUUUAUUUGCUUUUGCCUUUGGAGUAAAUGUCUGCAUGGGAUUUACAACAAAUCGAUUUAGGAGAUCUGAAGAAUGGGAUGAGGGCCCGGUCUCAGUCCUGUCUGAUUCCCCCUGGAUCAGUACCUCUGGCUCCUGCAAAAACAGAUGCUUUGAACUUGAAGAGGCAGAGCCUCCUGGCUGCCGCUGUGACAACCUGUGCAAGAGUUACAACAGCUGCUGCUUCGACUUUGAUGAGCUAUGCUUAAAGACAGCUCGGGGCUGGGAAUGUACCAAAGACCGCUGUGGAGAAACCAGGAAUGAUGACAAUGCUUGUCACUGCUCUGAAGACUGCUUAAGUAGAGGAGAUUGUUGUACUAAUUACCAAGUCGUUUGCAAAGGAGAAACCCACUGGGUGGAUGAUGACUGUGAAGAGAUAAAGACUCCUGAAUGUCCUGCAGGCUUUGUUCGUCCUCCUUUGAUUAUCUUCUCUGUUGAUGGUUUCCGUGCAUCAUAUAUGAAGAAAGGAAGUAAGGUGAUGCCCAAUAUUGAAAAACUGAGAUCUUGUGGAACACAUUCUCCUUACAUGAGACCUGUCUACCCUACAAAAACCUUCCCCAACUUGUACACCCUUGCUACUGGACUUUAUCCUGAAUCACAUGGAAUCGUUGGCAAUUCGAUGUAUGACCCAGUGUUUGAUGCCAGCUUCAGCCUUCGAGGGCGAGAGAAAUUCAAUCACAGAUGGUGGGGAGGUCAACCAAUUUGGAUUACUGCAGCCAAGCAAGGAGUGAAAGCUGGCACAUUCUUCUGGUCUGUUGUCAUCCCCCAUGAGCGCAGAAUAUUAACAAUACUGCAGUGGCUAACCCUUCCAGACAAUGAAAGGCCUUAUGUUUAUGCUUUCUACUCUGAGCAACCAGAUGCUGCUGGCCAUAGAUAUGGUCCUUUCAACUCAGAGAUGAUGGUGAAUCCCCUGAGAGAGAUUGACAAGACAGUAGGACAGCUAAUGGAUGGACUGAAACAGUUGAAAUUACAUCGAUGUGUCAAUGUCAUCUUCGUUGGUGAUCAUGGGAUGGAAGACAGUACUUGUGAAAGAACUGAAUUUUUAAGCAACUACCUGACCAAUGUGGAAGACAUUGUUUUGCUGCCUGGAUCUUUAGGGCGAAUUCGCCCUAAAUCUAUCAGUAACCUAAAAUAUGACCCUAAAGUGAUUGUUGCCAACCUUACCUGUAGAAAGCCAGACCAGCACUUCAAGCCUUACUUGAAGCAGCACCUGCCUAAGCGCUUGCACUACGCCUACAACCGAAGAAUCGAGGAUGUCCAUUUGCUGGUGGAUCGCAAAUGGCACGUGGCAAGAAAAGCUGUGGACGUUUACAAGAAACCAACGGGAAAAUGUUUCUUCCAUGGAGACCAUGGCUAUGACAACAAGAUAAACAGCAUGCAGACUGUCUUUAUAGGUUAUGGCCCUACAUUCAAAUACAAGACCAAAGUACCUCCUUUUGAAAAUAUUGAACUAUACAACGUCAUGUGUGAUCUCCUUGGAUUAAAGCCUGCUCCUAAUAAUGGCACUCAUGGAAGUUUAAAUCACCUGCUGAGAGCCAAUGUUUAUAAACCAACUGUACCAGAUGAAGUUGCUAAACCACUCUAUCCUGUUGCUCUACCUUCUGCAUCAGAUUUUGAUAUAGGAUGUACAUGUGACGAUAAGAAGAACAAGUUGGAUGAACUCAACAAGCGUUUUCAUGUCAAGGGAACAGAAGACAAGCAUCUUCUAUAUGGGCGCCCUGCAGUGCUGUACCGCACAAAAUACAAUAUCUUGCAUCACCAUGACUUUGAAAGUGGCUACAGUGAAACAUUCCUGAUGCCUCUCUGGACAUCCUACACUAUUUCCAAACAGGCAGAGGUAUCAAGUGUUCCAGAACACCUGGCCAGCUGUGUGAGGCCUGACCUCCGCAUUUCUCCAGGGAACAGCCAGAGCUGCUCAGCCUACAGAGGCGACAGACAGCUGUCCUAUGGCUUCCUUUUCCCUCCUCAAUUAAGUUCCUCCACAGAAGCAAAAUAUGAUGCUUUUCUAAUAACAAAUAUUAUUCCAAUGUAUCCUGCAUUCAAAAAGGUAUGGAAUUAUUUCCAAAGAGUUUUGGUGAAGAGGUACGCCACUGAACGAAACGGAGUCAAUGUCAUAAGUGGACCAAUCUUUGACUAUGACUACGAUGGUUUGCAUGACACACCUGACAAAAUAAAACAGUUUGUGGAAGGCAGUGCCAUCCCUGUUCCUACUCAUUACUAUGCCAUCAUAACCAGCUGCUUAGAUUUCACUCAGCCAGCUGACAAGUGUGAUGGACCACUCUCUGUUCUCUCAUACAUCCUUCCUCACCGGCCUGACAAUGAUGAGAGCUGCAAUAGCUUGGAGGAUGAAUCAAAGUGGGUUGAAGAUCUUCUCAAGAUGCACACUGCUCGUGUGCGUGACAUUGAGCAGCUCACAAGCUUGGACUUCUUCCGAAAGACCAGCCGCAGCUACACAGAAAUCCUCUCCCUAAAGACAUACCUGCAUACGUUUGAAAGUGAAAUUUAG